Messenger RNA from Leptopilina heterotoma, 1620 nucleotides. Its product is annotated as BEN domain-containing protein 5-like. Bases 162 to 1358 code for a protein of 398 amino acids. NCBI's taxonomy places the organism in Eukaryota, Metazoa, Arthropoda, Insecta, Hymenoptera, Figitidae. The transcript has 7 exons. The record is from RefSeq and is a predicted model, not a curated record.
CAGAGUUUUAGUAGGGAGAGAAGGAAAAGUCAACAACCUGUCACUACGAUCGGGGAUCUGGCAGGCGCAGUUACUUCCUUUUAUCUCUGGCUUUGGGACUUGUCGAGCUCGAACAGAGGAAAACUAGUCUAAGUCUAGUGCAAUCUAGUGCGGUUGGCAACAUGUGCAUUAUUAAAUUUGUUAAUAUACAAUACAGAGAAGAUAAAGAAACAGAAAUUAUUCCUGUCGACAGGAUAGAUAAGUGGGUCCCUAUCAGCAAAACUGAUUUUAAGAAAAAGUUUCCGACACCCCCUCAAUUCGAUGUGUUUUGGUACGAGCCUUUGGAUCAGGAAUGGGUCAUCGUGAGUGCGAUUAUUCAUCAAGUUGGAGAUUCUCAAGAAGAUGUUCAAAAGCAAGUUAAUGAUGAUAUAGCAAAAAACAAACGAUUGCAAAAGCCCACAAUACGGGCUAUAGAAUCGGCUUCCCAGGAGAUCAUUGACAAAAUAAAAUGCAAGAGAAGAGAUAAAAAUGCAUUAGUAGAUGCUGCAAAAAUGUCGGCUAAUAGACAAAUCAUUAGUGAUGCCAAGCAGAGAACAGGACCACUUCAGCAUACUGUAAAAGGAAAAGUCUUGCAAGUAAAACUUUCACAAGUUUCUUCAAAGAAGCAGGCACUUCUUGAUAACAGAGAAAACUUUGUGGCAGAACCCGACAAUGUGAGUAAUAAUAUUAACGAAGACAAAAAAAAUGAAGUUGAAAAUGAAGAGGAUGAACUAAGAAAAAUUCAAGAAAUGAGAGAAAUUCAACAACCGAGGGAAGUUCAAGAACCGGAAUUAAUGCAAGAACAAGAAUUAGUUGAAGAAUCGGAAUUAGUUGAAGAACAGAGAGCAAUUCAACAACAGAGAAUCGAACAAAGAAUCGAUGUUGCUAAUAAUUUCAAUUUUGAAAAAAUAAAUAAUACUGUUCGAAUAAAUGAAGCUGUAAUUUUUAAUGAAGCUGUAUGGCACGAGUUGGAGAGAACAAAAAAGCCAUCUGUGUUGGUUCGAAAUACCGCAAUAGCUAUAUGGGGGAACGAUUUAAAAAAUAAAUGCUUGGAUCUCAAAGCUGGUGCCAGACACCCAGGGCAAGUAAGGAGCAUUUGCUCCCCCAGAAAACUUGAUGCUCUUUAUGAUGUUGUUCAUAAUAGAUUUAUAAAAAUCAAGAAGACAGACGGCCCUGUUUAUCGUGGAGAUAUUAUUUCCUUUAGUAGGAAACAUUUAUCGCAGAAAAUAACAGAUCUGAAUGCCGAUAAAAUUCCAAUUCGUGAACUCCGAAGACUGCGAGAAAUUGCCAAUCGUCAAAAUGGUCCUGCUACGAUCGAUGCAAAUGAAGGAGAAAAUUAACCGUUUUCGGUAAAACCGACUUCAAGUGACUUUAUUUUUUUUUUAAUUUAAUACCAUUAAUAUAUAUUUAAUACUCUUUUGGAGAUCUCCCAUUUUGAUAAAUCGUUUUUGUAAUUCAUUUUCUUGAUAAAAAUAUGUUUAUGUAAUUUUGUUUUAAUAUAUUUAUAAUAUAUUUAUAAUUUUAUUGUAUUCGUCGAGACUGAUAUAAUUUAAGUUAAUAUAUUGUGAUAUAUUGUGAUCUUAAAAAUUAAGAGUUAAAAAA